CUAAGAAUUGUCGAACAUGUGAGUUGCUUCGCUGCAGAUUCUACGAUGUUUUACGAUGUCAAAUCAUGGAGAGCACACCCAUGUCUAACAGCCUGCGGCCAAGAAGCCGUUCUCGGUUUCUUGCCUCAGUCUGGCUGUUCGGUGGCUGAGUGGACACGACGAGCACGGCCUGACCCUCAGAGGAUGUCUUGCUUCGUCAUUCCCCGUCCCGAGUAAUAGUUUUAUUCAUCUUAAGGGGUUUGGUCCAAAGCGCCUUACGUCCAACAACCGAAGAUGUGGGAACCGUUUGGAGAGGCUCCAGCCAACAGUACAGGCCAGUGGAAAGAAGGGCCAAGAGAAAGAGGCACAUUUGGUAUACUUUCGACGUGCCUCUUCACGUUGAUUCUGUGUGUCUACAGUUGUCUUCAUUUAAACAUUCCCAGUCCUAGUAGGGCCACGUGGUGGCAUAAGAUGCGCCAUAGAGCAUGGUGGGGCUUUGUUGGCCUUGUCGCGCCUGAAGUUGUCGCUUUCAUAGCUCUAAGAGAUUGGCAUGCCGCACGCAGAUUGGACGAUGACAUGGCACGACUGUUACCCACAAAACCUCCACCAGAGUACUAUGCUCCAAUUGGGUCACCGGGAUCCCGAUCACACUGUUGGACUCGGAUCCAUAGUCAUUUGGCCCUUAUGGGGGGCUUCGCUGUUGAUCUCAGCACAUUGCUCGGCCCGUAUGACAGAUCGUUUUUGAACAAGACACGCAGAAUGCUAAAACCUGCUGCAUUGCGGCUAAUCGCCCGAUACGCUCCGGAAAUCUUGCCGGACAUAUCACAGCAAGUCAUACUAGACAAGAGCAAAGCCAGCGGAUUAGGGAAGUUCCUGCCCUGUUUGCAAGCCUUCUGGUUUUCUCUGCAAGUCGUCGGCCGACUUGUCACUGGACUUCCCAUUAGCCUGCUGGAACUGAACGUGCUCUUACACGCAGUUUGUUGUUUUUGCAUCUACAUGGCUUGGUGGAACAAGCCUCUCGAUAUCGAAGAGCCCUUUACACUCGAUGUCUCUGAUCGCACACAGCAGGUGUGUGCUUGGCUGAUGCUUGAAGACCACCCACUUCGCUCCUAUCCAUGCCGGGACUACAGCAGUGGAGAGUGGGAACUUUUCUAUGUGGGUGAUUCGCAAGCACCAGCGUAUGCCGCGCCGGACGAUCGCGAAAUGAGGCAGCAUGGAUAUACGUUUUCCUUCCAAGCGCAGAGAGUGGAUAACAGUGUUGAGAGAAUCCAACACCAAUUGGGCCAGAACAAAGACCACAUGACGCUGAGGCUGUAUGGAGAUCAAGUUUGCUACGGAUUUGCAGUAAGGCCCGUCCACACCGGAUCCUACUAUGACGAUCCAGUGCGGACAGAAUAUAAGCCCGAAACUGCCUGGGUGGAGCUUACAAGCCCCGAAAUCACUCGACUAAGGCUUGUUCACCUCAUGAAUGCCAAUGGAUCCGGAUGGUCAUUCUCGCACAAGUCGUACUGUCCGCCAGGCAGGAUGUUUAUUGAUGAAACUACGCUGAUGUCAUCGCCUGACGAUGAUUUCCAGGGCUGGGACGAAUUCUACGCAACUGGUCUAAUGUUGGCGGGAACCAUCUACGGUGGACUGCACCUCUUAGCUUGGAAUGGCCCCUUCGUUAGUACCGGCGAACAGUGGCUAUGGCGGUAUGCGUGUAUGACUAUCGCCAGUCCCGGACCGCUGGCUCUCAUCUAUCGCCUACACCCCGUCAUCGAUGUCAUUCACAAGCAAAUGAUUCAACCAGGCUCCGAGGUUCUAAAGAACUGUCUCGGAGACUGCGCAACCUUAUUCAUUCAAAUUCUGUGCGGUUGUUCUGCAUAUCUCGUCACAAUGAUGGCAUUGGCCACUUAUGCGUUGGUAUAUAUUGCGGCACGGCUCUACCUCAUCACCGAAUGUCUCACAAGCCUUGCACAUCUUCCACCCGAGGUAUACGUCGAACCGUCUUGGAGUAGAUAUCUGCCGCAUUGGGGCGCCGGUUGACUCCAGCAUCUGGAUAUCAUGGCGACGGAAUGAUCCGAUAAACUGCUGUGAUUGUUCCUAUGGUGGGAUCAGGAGCUUAAAUCCAUGGGUAAUGGCGGGUGAGGCUUCAUGCAUACGGGCGUAGGAAUUUUCUGGGUGAUUUUUACGGGUGCCCCAAACACAGCCUUGUGACUGAUCGAUCUUAUUUCAACCUGCAAGUGGCACCGUGGAAGGAGCAGCCUCGAAGAUCGAACAUCUGGAUUUGAAGCAGAUCUCUCCACGAACCUGCACUGCAGUCUUUGGCUGGACUAUGCUCGCUGAAGGAAAUUCUAGAUGCGAGUGAGAAAGUGCGACGGCCUUUACCACCUCG
Molecule: messenger RNA, 2353 nt
Organism: Didymella exigua CBS 183.55
Lineage: Eukaryota; Fungi; Ascomycota; Dothideomycetes; Pleosporales; Didymellaceae
Exons: 2
Coding region: 274-2004 (576 amino acids)
Source: RefSeq, a predicted model, not a curated record